AUGAAGAUUUUUUUGUUUUUGUUGGCUUUUUCAGAAAAGGUACAAGGCCGUGGAUUUUGGAGCAAAUGCAAAGGUGCCUUGGACGAAAUGAAAAGUGAGCAGAGUUACGACGACCAUUUGGCUCUGCAAAACUCUCCUGCUCAUCUUAUGCUAGACAACUGCAUCAAACAGAUAUCGAGGAUAACUGGAAGACGAGUAAAGUAA
Molecule: messenger RNA, 204 nt
Organism: Oikopleura dioica
Lineage: Eukaryota; Metazoa; Chordata; Appendicularia; Copelata; Oikopleuridae
Source: the annotation of a GenBank genome assembly